CGUUGGUGGCCGGGGCCGGUGGGGGAAGCCGCCCGGGUCGGGAGCGGCUCUCGGACGGGGGCGAACGGCGCGCUGGGGCCGCCUUGACGUUCGGGAGGCGUCUGUGCGGGCGAGCGCGGCCCCCGAGGGCGGGCAGGGGAGAAUCCGGCGGCGGACGAGCCCCGCCGUCUUUUUCCCCCGCGCGCCCGUCGACCUUGUGGGCGGAAGCUUCCCGGAGCUGCUCACGCCCGCGCCAUGGCGACUGCUGCCGAGACCGAGGCCUCUUCGACGGACGGGAGCUGGGGAAGCGGCAGCGGCGGAGACGACGAGAUGAAGCCAGCGCUUCCGGAGCCGGAGUCCUCGCCACAAGAUGGCGGCGGCGGCUUCUUCGCCGCCGCGGAGGUCGGCGGCGGCGCGGGGCCUGAGGAGACCGCCCGGAGCGACUGCCACGAGCAGCCUCAGCACGCUUCCGAGGCGGCCGCGGCCGCUGUCCCCAAAGGCGCCGAAGAGCCCGAAAGGCCCGUUAGGCGGAGUUUUCAGAUCCCCAGGAAGAGCAGAGAAAAGAAAGCACUUUUCCAGUCAUUAACUCCAGGCUCUAGAGAAUUUGAAGAUGUUUUAAAUAUUCUCCAUUCAUCUUACCUUGAGCAAUCCUCAGUAACACAUUUUAACUAUAGAAGAGCUUGCUUGAUACAUAAUGAACUUUUGGAAAAAGAGUUUACAGAAAAGAGAAGAGAACUGAAGUUUGAUGGUAGAUUGGAUAAGGAACUUUCAGAAUCUUACGCAUUUCUCAUGGUUGAUCGAUACCAGGUUCAAAGCAUAUGUGAAAAAGGAUUGCAAGUGGGCCAGUCCAAAAUAACCAUUCUUGGCAGUCCUUCUAUGGGUGUCUAUCUGUGUAGAUAUGCAGAUCUCUUACAGGCUAAUCCUUUGGAAGUUGGGGCAGUGGGAGAUGUUGUUAUUUUUAAAAUAAUGAAGGGUAAAAUAAAGAGUAUUUAUGAUCCUCUGAGUGUAAAAAGCUUGGAGCCUGUGUUAAAUAAAAAUGCGUUGGAUCCUACACCAAAGCAUGAAUGUCAUGUGUCUAAAAAUGCCAGUAGAAUUACGUCCCUUUUGGCUUACAGAGCCUAUGAACUUACUCAGUAUUAUUUUUAUGAGUAUGGCUUUGAUGAACUAAAACAAAGACCAAGACAUGUUUGUCCAUAUGCAGUUGUGUCUUUUACUUACAAAGAUGAUAAACAGACGGCAAAGUUUAUGUCUUCACUGAGAUCUAACAGCUUUAAUGCAGAUAGAAACAUAGAAAGAGUUUACUACACACUGUGGAAAGGACAACUUUUAAAUAAAGGAAAGCUUCUGUGUUACAUUUCUUUGAGGUCAGCCACUCGUGCCUUUUUGCCUAUCAAGCUUCCUGAAAAGUUAGAUGUUGAAACAGUAAUGAGUAUUGAUUGUUUGAAACAGAAAAUUCCUUCUGCAUUGUUUAAUAAAGACACAUACUUGGGUCCUACUGAAGUUUUAAAGAAUGGGAUGUAUUGUAGCCUUUAUGAAGUUGUAGAAAAGACAAGAAUUGGAAGUAACAUGGAGUGUUUACUGCAAAAACUGGAGAAAGAAAAACUUGUUCUUGUUAAACCUUUGGGAGACCGAGGAUAUCUUUUUCUUCUCUCUCCUUACCAGAUGAUUUCUCCAUAUGAACAUCAGACUGCCCAGUCUCGAAUCCUACAUGCUUUGUUUCUGUUUCAAGAACCUAGAUGCCUAAUUAUCACACAAAAGGGUAUAAUGAAUCCAGCACCACAGGAGAAACAUGAGAACAUAUCAGAUAUAUUAAAAAUAACUCAGUUUUUACAGUUUGCUUUGAUUCAGUGUCGAAAAGAAUUUCAAGAUAUAAACACUAUAAAUUUUUAUUCUGUUGUUGAGAAGUACGUAAGUGAAUUUUUUAAGCGAGGUUUUGGUUCAGGUAAGCGAGAGUUUUUCAUGUUUUCAUAUGAUUCACGAUUAGAUGAUAAAAAAUUCCUAUACUCAGCACCAAGAAAUAAAUAUCAUAUUGACGACUGCUUACAUACCUACAUUUAUCAGCCAGAAAUGUAUCAAUUACCUAUUUUUAAAUUAAAAGAGUUAUUUGAAGAAAAUCGAAAACGUCAACAGUUUAGUCCACUUUCAGAUUAUGAAGGUCAAGAUGAAGAAAUUAAUGGUUCAAAAAUGAAAUUUGGAAAACGAAAUGGCUCAAGGGGUGAAACUACUGAUCCUGCACAGCAGAAGUCGUCUCAUUCUCUAGAUUAUGAUAAGGAUAGAGUCAAAGAAUUGAUUAACUUAAUCCAGUGUACCAAAAAAAAUGUGGGUGGGGACCCAGAUACAGAAGAUACUAGAAGCAAAAAUAUCUUGAAGAGGAAGCUUGAGGAUCUACCUGAAAAUAUGAGAAAAUUCGCCAAAACCAGCAAUUCAUCUGAUAAUUACCAUCUAUAUGAAGAGUCUCCACAGUCCAUUGGCUUACUUGGACACGAUCCUAACUUGAGACUGCAACAAGAAGAGGCAUGUAACAUUGGAGAUGCCCAUAAGCUUUAUAAUUGGUUAUCAGAAGCAUUAGCAAAUGAACGACACUCAGAUGCAAGGCACUCAGAUGCAUUCCUGACAGAUACAGUCAACAAGGCCUUAGGACUGAGUAGCAGCGGUGCCUGUGAAGAGCUAAGACAAAAGUGUGACUAUGAGCUGAAUCCUCCUUUAGAUAAGAAAGACUGUGAGCAGCCUGCUUGUACAAAAGUUGAAAAUGUUCAUUUUAAGGGUGCUCAGAGCCCACUGCUAGAAGUUGAUGCAGCGUCUGUAAAGUACCCUACUCUUGCUUCUACCAGUGAGGAUCCUAAUUUAAUUAAUGUCAGUAAUUUUGAAGAGUGCAGUCUGUGUCCCACUGUUUCCAUUGAGCAUGGAUUCCUUAGACAACAUUCUAAGUCACAUGAUGAAGAAGAGACAGAAAUACAUUGGAAAUUGAUUCCAAUUACAGGAGGGAAUGCAAGAAGCCCAGAAGACCAGCAUGGGAAACAUGGUGAGAAACAAACACCAGGACUAAAAUCGCCAGGAGAACCACUGGUGUGUCUGCCACCACUGGAGGCUUUUCCUCACGACCCUCGGGUAAUAAGUAGAGAAAGAAGUGCUGAUUACCAGUUUCCACCACCCUCUCCGUUUACAGACACUGUAAAGGGCACCACUGAGGAGGACCUGGUGUCAGGUCAGGUGGUGACAGUGGAAGAGCAGUGUGUGCCAGCAGCAGAGCCUCCUGCAGUGAGUGAGACUACAGAGAACACAGUGUUAGGAGAGUUCCAUCUCUUUUCUAGAAAGAUUGAAGAGAUUUUGAAGCAAAAGAAUGUUUCAUAUGUUAGUACAAUUUCCACACCUAUCUUUUCAGCACAAGAGAAGAUGAAUCGUCUUUCUGAGUUCAUAUAUUCUAAGACUUCAAAAGCUGGUGUACAGGAAUUUGUAGAUGGUUUGCAUGAAAAACUAAAUACUAUUAUUAUUAAAGCAUCAGCUAAAGGUGGGAAUUUGCCACCAGUAAGCCCUAAUCAUUCUCAUACAACAGCAUUGAAUUCUCUGGGAAGGCAUAUUGUAUCAAUUUCUUCAAGUGACUUCAACAGUAAAGACCUUUUUCAACCAGUGUGUCCUGAGCCUUUAAAAGAUAUCAGUUCUAAUGAACAGUAUUCUUCGUCAAUUGAAGUAGAAAUGAAUCAGUUACACCCCUGCAAGGAGUUAAUUUUGACUUCUGAUCACACUGUACCUGGUGAUACUGCCCUGGAACCAGUAGAAAAAGAAAUCACAAAAUCAACUGGCGAUAUAAACAUUUCUGCACAGCCUGCUCUUUCAAAUUUUAUAAGCCAGUUAGAACCUGAAGUAUUUAAUAGUUUGGUUAAAAUAAUGAAAGAUGUCCAGAAAAAUACUGUAAAAUUUUACAUUCAUGAAGAAGAGGAGAGUGUGCUUUGCAAAGAAAUAAAGGAGUAUCUUACCAAAUUAGGCAAUACAGAAUGUCAUCCAGAUCAGUUUUUGGAAAGAAGGUCAACCUUAGAUAAACUAUUGAUUAUUAUUCAAAAUGAAGACAUUGCAGAUUUCAUUCACAAGGUACCUGGCUUAGUGACUUUAAAGAAGCUCCCAUGUGUUAGUUUUGCUGGUGUUGACAGCCUGGAUGAUGUUAAAAACCAUACAUACAAUGAGUUAUUUGUGUCUGGUGGCUUUAUUGUGUCUGAUGAAUCAAUCCUAAAUCCAGAGGUUGUCACAAUUGAGAGCCUUAAAAUUUUUUUGACAUUCCUUGAAGAACUUAGUACUCCAGAAGGGAAAUGGCAAUGGAAAAUCCACUGUAAAUUUCAAAAGAAACUGAAGGAACUGGGCAGAUUGAAUACUAAAGCUCUGAGUCUGCUGUCUCUUCUAAAUGUGUAUCAGAAGAAACAUCUGGUUGAGAUUUUGUCCUAUCACAAUUGUGACUCGCAAACGCGAAAUGCUCCGGAAAUGGACUGCCUUAUCAGGCUUCAGGCUCAGAACAUACAGCAGCGACACAUAGUCUUUCUAACAGAGAAGACUGUCAACAUGGUUUCCAGUUAUACAGAUAAUGGAAUUGUAGUUGCAACUGCUGAAGACUUUAUGCAAAACUUUAAAAGUCUUGUGGGCUAUCACAGCUCAGUCACAGAAGAAAAUCUUCUGCUGCUUGGUGCCAAUGACAACGUUGAGUCACAGUCAGCUCUUUUAGAAAACGGUGAAAAGGAUGAAGAGGAUAUGUCUCUGGAUUCAGGGGACGAAAUCUCACAUAUAGAAGUAUUCAGCAGUUUUCAUUCAGAAAUAUUGGCGAGAGAGACCAAAGGAUCAAGUGGAACAGAUCAAAAAAACAAUAAUCAAAUUGAAUUGCAGUCAUCUCUUGACGUGCAAAACAGUUUAUUAGAAGAUAAGACUUCCCAUAUUGAUUGUGAAGAGAGAGCUCCUAUUGAUAGAGUAUGCUCUGAAGGAGAGAACAGCAAUUCAGCAGAACAAGAUUCAUAUAGCAACGUUCAGGCUUAUCAAAGUCAAUUAGAAAUGUCCCGCCAGUUUAGUCACUUUAAUGUUCUCACUCAUCAGACGUUUCUGGGGACACCAUAUGCCCUUGCAUCAACUCAGUCUCAAGAAAAUGAAAAUUACUUUUUAUCUGCUUACAAAAACUUGGAUAGAGAGAAAUCUUCAUUAAGUUAAGGAUGUGUCCAAAGA
Microtus oregoni (creeping vole) is the source of this 5175-nucleotide messenger RNA. RefSeq names its product transcription activation suppressor (gene Tasor). The transcript has 24 exons. Bases 235 to 5160 code for a protein of 1641 amino acids. Lineage: Eukaryota; Metazoa; Chordata; Mammalia; Rodentia; Cricetidae. Gene Ontology annotation, molecular function: chromatin binding. Gene Ontology annotation, biological process: protein localization to heterochromatin; negative regulation of gene expression, epigenetic. Gene Ontology annotation, cellular component: nucleoplasm; heterochromatin. The record is from RefSeq and is a predicted model, not a curated record.